CCCUCUCCCUUCCGCUGUCACCUAGGCGACUCGCCGGUGAAGCGGCGCGGUCGGACUACAACUCCCAGCAUGCCCCCGGGAGGGGCGGGUCACGUGAGCGUCCGGAAACCCUGGCUGCCGGGGCGCGGGUGAGGUGGCGGCGGGGACGACGGGCUGCGGGCAGCGGAGCGGAGCGAGCGGAAAGAAGAAAUGAUGUAAAUAAUUUACUGUCCAAACUUUGAGGUCAGAGGUCAGAAGGAAGAUCAGGAAGACUAUGGCCUGGCCAAAUAUUUUUCAAAGAGGAACUCUGUUCUCCCGAUUCAGCCAUCAUCACGUUGUUGUGUUCUUGCUCACCUUCUUCAGUUAUUCGUUGCUCCACGCAUCAAGAAAAACUUUUAGCAAUGUCAAAGUCAGUAUCUCUAAGCAGUGGACCCCAAGUGCUUUUAACAAGUCCAUUAGAUUGCCUGUAGAGAUCUGGAGCAGCAACCAUUUGUUCCCCAGCGCAGAGGAGGCCACUCUUUUCCUUGGAACGCUGGACACCAUUUUCCUCUUCUCUUAUGCUGUGGGCCUUUUCAUCAGUGGAAUUGUUGGAGAUCGGCUUAAUUUGCGAUGGGUUCUGUCGUUUGGCAUGUGUUCUUCUGCACUAGUGGUGUUCGUCUUUGGCCCUGUCACAGAAUGGCUGCAUUUCUACAACAAGGGCCUCUACUGCUGUCUGUGGAUUGGGAAUGGCCUGCUGCAGUCUACCGGUUGGCCCUGUGUGGUUGCGGUUAUGGGCAACUGGUUUGGGAAAGCGGGACGAGGAGUUGUUUUUGGUCUCUGGAGUGCCUGUGCAUCAGUGGGCAAUAUUUUGGGAGCAUGCCUAGCUUCUUCUGUUCUGCAGUAUGGUUAUGAGUAUGCCUUUCUGGUGACCGCGGCGGUGCAGUUUGCUGGUGGGAUCAUCAUCUUCUUUGGACUCCUGGUGUCACCAGAAGAAAUUGGUAUCCCAGGUAUUGAGGCAGAAGAAAAUUUUGAAGAAGACUCACACAGGCCAUUAAUUAAUGGUGCCGAAAACGAAGAUGAGUACGAACCUAAUUAUUCCAUUCAAGAAGGCAGCACUAUUACCCAAGUCAAGGCAAUCAGCUUUUAUCAGGCCUGUUGUCUUCCUGGAGUUAUACCGUAUUCACUGGCCUAUGCCUGCUUGAAGUUGGUAAAUUACUCCUUCUUCUUCUGGUUGCCCUUUUAUCUGAGUAACAACUUUGGAUGGAAGGAGGCUGAAGCUGACAAGCUGUCCAUUUGGUACGAUGUUGGAGGAAUUAUAGGUGGAACUUUGCAAGGUUUCGUCUCUGACGUGUUACAGAAGAGAGCCCCGGUUUUAGCUCUGAGCCUGCUUCUGGCAGUUGGGUCCCUCGUUGGAUACAGCCGUUCUCCAAACGAUAAGUCCAUUAACGCACUUCUGAUGGCGGUUACAGGAUUUUUUAUUGGUGGACCUUCUAAUAUGAUUAGCUCUGCUAUUUCUGCGGACCUGGGUCACCAAGAGCUGAUCCAAGGGAGCAGUGAGGCUUUGGCGACCGUCACAGGAAUUGUUGAUGGAACCGGAAGCAUUGGAGCAGCGGUGGGCCAGUAUUUAGUGUCUUUGAUCCAGGACAACCUGGGAUGGAUGUGGGUGUUCUACUUUUUCAUUCUCAUGACAAGUUGUACGAUUCUAUUUAUCUCACCAUUAAUAGUGAGGGAAAUACGCCAUCUUAUGCAAAGACGACAGGCUCACUCACUGAGUGAGUGAGUGGUGCCUGCAGGAGAAAAGAACACUGGGAGACGCAUCAGGACUCUUCUCUCUUUUAAUUCACCCUAUUUGGGCGUUGUCUUAAGAGCUCCAACGAAACCUCAGAUCGGCAAGCCUCUUUCACCUUGUGACGCUGACGAUUGGUGAAGGCUGGGCUGUUUUUCUGCACUACACAAAUUAUCGUGGAUGAUUUUAUUGCUGUCGUUCCAUAAACGUACUGAGUGGCCUAUGAAUCUGCCAGCGUCUUUACUUGGCCUGUUGAGAUUUAUCCUUUUCACCUUAAGUACUGUAUUGGACCUGGACUGGAUUCUCCAGCCCGGAAAGUUGAGUGACCAUGAGACAGUUGCACAUGGUUCGUAUCAGUCACGGGCUCCAUGAAUAGGAAAGGAUCAUUGGAUUUUGCUUUGAUAAUGAGUUUGCAGAGAGCGGCUCAUCUUUGAAGCAUCAAAUCCUGGUCGAGUGCUCAAGCUGGAUCAAGCGUAAGGCUGCCUUGGACAAAGAAUCCCUUUGUUAAACUGUGGUGGGAAAAUCACACUACAUGGUGACUGGCUCGGUCACUCUGUAUCUGAUCUAAAGUUAUUCAGCUCUGGAUGCAGAAAUAUCUUCAAAUUAUUGUCAGCUCAUUCUCUUCUGUCUUCAUUCAAAAUUUACUUCGAUUCCUGGAAGUAUUCAGUCUUCCUUUCAAGGACCAUAAGGUACAUCAUCCGUUGUUGUGAACAUUCCAAGGUGUAGCUCACAACUGAAGUACUCCACCCCAGAUUUGCUGUCUGGGAACGUUAGGAUCCACUAGGAAGCUAAUCUCCUUAGCCCUGUUUUCAGAGAAUUGAUCUCUCUCACGACCGGGUUCCUUGAGUUACCUCAGCAGAAGACUAGAAUUAGAGGAAAAAUCCUAGUAAGUGUUAGGUAUGUGACCUUGAAUCAUAUUAAUGGGUUACUAGGGCCUGAGGACUAGGCAUCUAUUCUUUAGAAGUUUGUAGUGUGUAUGUCUUCAAGGCUGUGAAUUCUAUACUAAUUACCGAUAUGCUAAAGUCAUUCUGUAUAUAUAUAUAUAUAUUUUAAAUUAUGGACACAAACUAGGGGGAAAAUGUGCAAUUUUGAGGGCUGCCUAAUUCACAUUGGGAUAGGGAAUAUUUUUCAGCUUCUUACUUUAUACUGUAAAGUGUGAUGUGUUUAUGGACUUGUUAAUGUUAUUUAAUCAAGCAGAUUUCCAAUCAGUUAAUUGCUCAUUACUGACAAAAAAAGGGACAAUAUGAAACACAGGAAGGGAAAAUAAACUGACUUUUGUAGUAAA
Messenger RNA from Acinonyx jubatus (cheetah), 3029 nucleotides. It is a transcript of the gene SLC37A3, whose product is annotated as solute carrier family 37 member 3. Gene Ontology annotation, biological process: transmembrane transport. Lineage: Eukaryota; Metazoa; Chordata; Mammalia; Carnivora; Felidae. Gene Ontology annotation, cellular component: endoplasmic reticulum membrane. The coding region runs from base 254 to 1738 and encodes 494 amino acids. Gene Ontology annotation, molecular function: transmembrane transporter activity. The record is from RefSeq and is a predicted model, not a curated record. The transcript is spliced from 15 exons.